UUUCACAUUGUUUAAUUUCUUGUGGCAAAUGUGGAGUGGAAGUUGUUCUCUGUGCCAAUAAUCUUUUGACCCAAAAGGCUAAAUAGUUCCCUCAAUUUGACCGAACGCAACACCAAACUGUUGCGGCUACAACGAAUCCGGUUCAGUGAAAGUAAUUUUAUUCGACCGUGCAUUUAUAUUGUGUGAAGAGCGUGGUGAAAUAGCAAUCUCGAAUUCCCUCACCACCACGUGUUUUUGCGCAAUUCUCAAGAGGUUUUGCCGAUCGCAAAACAAGAAACCAAACCAAACGGACUUAUCUCCCAUCGUUGAUAAACAAUGGAGAACGGAACUUCCAACAAUCUGCAGGAUGGACUUUCGUGCGAGGAGCUGUUCAUGAAAAGCGAUGGACUGACGUACAAUGACUUCAUCAUCCUGCCCGGGUACAUCGAUUUUACUGCCGAAGAAGUGGAUCUAUCAUCACCGUUGACGAAGAAAAUUAUGCUGAAGGCACCGCUCGUAUCCUCUCCCAUGGACACGGUUACCGAAGCCGAAAUGGCAAUCUCCAUGGCGCUGUGUGGUGGAAUCGGCAUUAUCCAUCACAAUUGCACUCCCGAGUACCAGGCGAACGAGGUUCAUAAGGUGAAAAAGUACAAGCAUGGCUUCAUCCGUGACCCACUCGUGAUGGGUCCAGAAAAUACGGUCGCCGACGUACUGGAGGCUAAACGCAAGAAUGGCUUCACCGGGUAUCCGAUCACUGAGAAUGGCAAAAUCGGUACCCGACUGGUGGGCAUCGUUACGUCACGCGAUAUCGACUUCCGCGAGCACGACGUGGAUAUCAAGCUGAAGGACAUUAUGACGAAGCUGGAGGAUCUGAUAACGGCACCGAACGGGGUAACGUUGCAGGAGGCGAACAGCAUAAUGGAGAAAAGUAAGAAGGGAAAACUUCCGAUCGUGAAUAAAACCGGCGAGCUGGUAGCACUGAUCGCCCGAACCGAUCUGAAGAAGGGACGUACCUAUCCGAACGCACUGAAGGACAGCAACAAGCAGCUGCUUGUGGGUGCAGCCAUUGGCACGCGCGAAGAGGACAAAGAUCGGCUGGAGCUGCUGUACCACAACGGGGUGGACGUGAUCGUGCUGGAUUCGUCCCAGGGCAACUCGCUCUAUCAGAUCAACAUGAUCAAGUACAUCAAGGAGAAGUAUCCUACGCUGCAAGUAAUUGCGGGCAACGUGGUGACAAGGCAGCAGGCCUACAAUCUCAUUACGGCCGGGUGCGAUGCGUUGCGCGUGGGCAUGGGUUCGGGCUCGAUCUGCAUCACGCAGGAGGUGAUGGCGUGCGGUUGCCCGCAGGCAACGGCCGUCUAUCAGGUGUGCAAUCUUGCCCGUCAGUACGGUGUGCCGGUGAUAGCGGACGGUGGCAUUCAGUCGAUCGGACACAUCGUGAAAGCACUGUCACUGGGCGCAUCGGCUGUGAUGAUGGGAUCGCUUCUGGCUGGUACAUCGGAAGCGCCCGGCGAAUACUACUUCAGCGAUGGCGUACGCUUGAAGAAGUACCGUGGCAUGGGCAGUUUGGAAGCGAUGGAACGCAAAGAUGGUAAGGGUUCGGCCAGUUCCCGUUACUAUCACACGGAGAUCGAAAAGAUGCGUGUUGCGCAGGGUGUCAGUGGUAGCAUUGUCGAUAAGGGUUCGAUAUUGCGCUUUGUGCCGUACUUGUUGUGCGGUCUUCAGCACAGCUGCCAAGAUAUUGGUGCACGUUCCAUCACAAACCUAAGAAAAAUGAUCUACAACGGAGAGUUACGUUUCAUGAAGCGUACCCAUUCGGCCCAGCUGGAGGGCAACGUGCACGGUCUAUUCUCCUACGAGAAACGUCUGUUCUGAGAUCAACCCAACGCCCCGGAGCAUCCGUGAGGGACCAUGGGACCCUUUCGAUCGUCCUAUCCGGUUUGAUAGAAUGCCGAGGGUAGCGGCAUUCGGUGGGUUCGUGCAGAAAAUCCAAGCCUCUGCCACGAUGACACUUAAAAAGAAACACAGAGCGUAGGUCUGAAGGUGUUCAGAUUGAUGCUACCACUGUACUAAGCAUGAUUUGUAGAUCGUAAAGUUAAAAAGUAAGAAUGAGACAGACACAACCACAGCAGAGGGUAACAGGAAAAAUAGGCUAAUGGCGUAUAACGCGUACCAGCGCUCCUGCAACCGAUGAUUAAUUUGUAAGCAUUUAUAAUUUGCAAACCAAUAUGAAACAAUCAAUCGUGAGGAAGUGAUGUCAUCGGGAAUUAUUUUAAGUUCCUUAAUUAUGAGACGUUUUAGUUGAGUUUUUGGUACUGUCGCCGCUGCACCGCAACAAAGUAAAUCGUUCGUCUUCUCCAUGUUGGAGAAAGCACCAAAACAACCAGCUGUGUGUUUAGUCAUGAUAAAUCCAACUGAUUGAAUAUAAAUUUCAAAUACACACACACUUAUCUUGUGUGAGUGCAGUAAACAUUAAUUAAAAAGUUAGGGGGGAAAAAUCUAAAAACGAUCGUGAAACAGUUCUGGCGUAUCAUUGGAACCGCUUGCCUUCAGAUUGUGUAAAACACUGCUAGUAAGAUUGUACUAGGGCUGUUCAAUUGAAUUCAAUUGAGCGGGGGUAAAAAAAUGUUAAGCUUAAGCAACACCAUUUGCAUUGCAAUACGUACGCAACCUUCUGUCGUACGAGGACGCCGUUAAUGAAAAAGGAUUAUUACACACCGAUUGUACUAAUAAUUCAAAAACAAUGAAUCAACUUCUCAGAGCGUGUACAGGAGAUAUUGCAAUUCACAACCACUGCAGACUUUCUUCUAUGACUUUUCGGUUAUCUUAGAACGAUUAAAUUAAGUGACUUUAUUCCUUUGGAACAUGCUUGAAUAUGUUGCGUAUUACGUAUGAAAUGGAAAUUCGAAUGAUGGUUAAAUGUCCAAACAUUGCUAUUGUACGGUAAUAAUGAGAGAUACUUAAUGAGCUUUUAUGGGAAAAAAGUGUACGUCUGUGUCUAAUGUUAGUUUGGUACAAUCGGCAAUGGAAAAUGUAAAGAAAAUAAACGUUAAUGAGAGUGGGAGCUACGAACCAA
Molecule: messenger RNA, 3055 nt
Organism: Anopheles funestus (African malaria mosquito)
Lineage: Eukaryota; Metazoa; Arthropoda; Insecta; Diptera; Culicidae
Gene: ras
Product: inosine-5'-monophosphate dehydrogenase
Exons: 4
Coding region: 316-1854 (512 amino acids)
Biological process (GO): GTP biosynthetic process
Cellular component (GO): cytoplasm
Molecular function (GO): IMP dehydrogenase activity
Source: RefSeq, a predicted model, not a curated record